Molecule: messenger RNA, 691 nt
Organism: Teleopsis dalmanni
Lineage: Eukaryota; Metazoa; Arthropoda; Insecta; Diptera; Diopsidae
Product: serine protease snake-like
Exons: 4
Coding region: 45-566 (173 amino acids)
Biological process (GO): proteolysis
Molecular function (GO): serine-type endopeptidase activity
Source: RefSeq, a predicted model, not a curated record
CACCAAAAUACGCUCGCAUUGGAGGAAUCAAUCUUACUGACUCCAUGAAUUUGGACAUAAAAAUUAAAAGAAUUAUAGUGCAUCCUUCAUACGACUAUAUAUCAUCUUAUAAUGAUAUUGCGUUAAUAGAGCUGGAACAAGAAUCAAAUAAUGAGGUAGUUUGCUUAUGGAGUAAAUAUGAUCUACCAAAUAAAAAUGUCACAGCAAUUGGUUAUGGACACACAAAAUUCGGCGGAGAAGCUUCUCAACAGCUGCUAAAGGCCAAUUUGAAUAUAGUUCACAAUAAUCUUUGUAGAACACAUUAUAUUCAUGAUAACGAUCAACUUCAAUAUGGCAUUAUCAAUACACAGAUUUGUGCUGGAGAUCCAGAAGAAUUACGAGACACUUGUCAGGGUGACUCUGGUGGUCCAGUAAUCAUGAAAAUUGGUGAAGACAUUAUACAUGACUUUAUUGUUGGUAUUACAUCAUUUGGACAAGGCUGUGCUGGGAAACCACCCAGCGUAAAUACAAGAAUAUCAGCUUACAUCGAUUGGAUAGAGAACAUUGUAUGGCCUCAAUCAUUAUAAACAUCUUAAUAUAAAAUAUGGGUAUAUGUACAUACGUAGUAUUGUGGAUUCUAACGAAUACCAGCUAUAUAUAGCACAUUUUACAUAUAAAGUUUUUAUAUAUCAAAAUUAUUUAUAUUUUUAAA